AAGUUGGCAGCACUGCUACUACAUUUUUUUCUUUUGUGCUUGCAUUUUUGUGAUAGACUAGCUAAAUAAUUAUGAUUGCGAAAUUAAUAGUGAAAUGCAGUGUUUAACACAUACAUAGUAUUAUGCGCGCUUUUGUCAAAGUGUAGAGACGAAAAGGCGCGCCCUGAGCAGCCGUACUGCCAACAAGGAUACACAUUUCCACACAUAGACACACACACACGCACAUACAUAUUUACACACAUACACAUAUAUAAUUUUAGUAGCUUGUCCAGAAGCAACAAAAAAACAGCCUCUAAAUGAUGCUUUCAUCCAUAAACAACUCGUUUGAGCAGGACACCCACGAUGUGGAUGCCAACUGCGAUGGGCCCGACUUGGAUUUCCUCUAUGCGGAUGUGGAUAGCUAUCAAAAUGAAAUUGCCGAGCUCUACAGCUACACGGAGUUUAGUGAAUUCCAAAUGAAUGUCAAGGCGUUUGAGGAUCAAAUGGAAUUAUAUGAUUUGCCGCCCAACUGGCAGAAACAGGAUGCCGCCUCGCAACGCAGCAUUGUGAUGAAACUGGUGGAUCAACUGGAGGUCUCCGAUCGAGCAUUUCGCAUGCAGGCGGCCAGGUGUAUUCUGUAUCUGGCCCAGGGAUGCUGGGCCGAAGUGCAAUCCGACGAGGAGCAGCAUCAGAAUACAAGGGACAAUGUCAUUGUACUCUAUGAACUGGGCGUCUUCUCCUCCUUCAUUGAUUUGCUCAACAUGGAGAUUGAAACAGCUUGUUCUCCGGAUAUUGUGGCUGUUAAGAUCACCAAUGUCACCCUGGUGGAUUCCACAGAUAUUCGUGUCAUUCUCUCGGUGCUGUACAUCAUAACCGAGACAAUCCGUGAUGAGCGAGAGAAGGGCAGUGAGGAUUACAAGCAGCUGGCCGAAUCCUUUGUGCAGGAGAUCAACAGUCCACUGCCGGAUGGUGAACUGCUCGCCGUCAAGUUGCUGGGCAUGAUUACGCGUUUCUGCAGCGGAGCUGCUCCACAGUUUCCCAUGAAGAAGGUUGUGCUGCUGCUGUGGAAGGUCUCGCUGCUGGGAUUGGGCGGCAUGGAUGUGCUAAAGAACCUCAAGAAUGAGUACAGAGUCAAGGUCGGGCUGGAUCCCAUCACCGAGGACACUCUGGAGGUCACCAAAUGCAUGCGCGCCAGCUCACCGCCCGCCACAGCAACCGAUAUACUGGAGAAUCAGUAUCCCAAGCGGAAUUUCAAGCGUUCACUAAUGAAGCAACGUUUUCUGGACGAGCCCGAGCAGAUCGACAUGGAUCAAAUGGGCAACGAGGGCGGUCCAAAUGCCAACAAUGGCAGCACAUCAACGGGCAGUGGCACCAACACCGGCAAUGGCGAGGAUGAGCUGUCCCAGUACUAUAGACCCUUUGACGAUCCCUCCGCUUCCACGUCGGGGAACAAUAGCAACAGCAACACAGCGACAGCGAAUCCAAACAAUCAACCAAGUCUCACACAGGCAGCAGCUGCUCCUCCGGCCGUGCAGAUCACAGCGCGCUUGCCAUGGACACCAAAAGUGCGGCAGAAGGAUAUUGAUCAAUUUUUGGAUAUAUCACGUAAUAAGUUUAUUGGAUAUUCGUUGAUUGGGGACCAUGAGAGUCUGGCGGGCUUGCCACAACCGAUACACGAGGGAUUCAAGACGCUGCAGCGUCACAUGUACGUCAGCCUGGCGGACAUGCAGAUCAAGAAGGAGGAGGACAUUGCACGCAAUCCAAUCUCAACGCACGAGGAUGAGAUUAAGCUGACGCCCGCGGAGAUACUCUAUCAGGCCAUACUGCCCAAUUUGCCGCAGUAUAUGAUAGCAUUGUUGAAGGUCUUGCUGGCCGCCUCGCCCACAUCCAAAUCGAAGACGGAGAGCAUCAACAUAAUGGCCGAUGUGCUGCCCAAGAAGAUGCCCCUGACGGCGACACAGUCGACGAAGCUAACCGUGGACAUGGGACGCCACAAGGAGAUCAUUGUCAAGGCCGUAUCGGCCAUUAUAUUGUUGUAUCUGAAGCAUUUCAAGAUCAAUCAUGUAUAUCAGUUUGAGUUCAUGUCACAGCAUCUGGUCUUUGCCAAUUGCAUUCCUCUGGUGCUCAAGUUCUUCAACCAAACCAUCACGGAGUAUGUGAAUACCAAGAAUUCGAUUCCAUUGCUCGACUUUCCGUCCUGUGUGAUUGGUGAGCAGCCGGAUUUGAGUGGCGAUAGCUUCGUUUAUGGUGGCGAAAUGUCGGACAAGCCGUAUUCCUGGCGCAAUGUCUUCUCCUGCAUCAAUCUGCUGCGCAUUCUCAACAAACUGAUCAAGUGGAAGCAUUCGCGAGUCAUGAUGCUCGUCGUCUUCAAGUCGGCGCCUAUUUUGAAGAAGACACUGAAGGUGCGCCAUGCCAUGAUGCAGCUGUAUGUGCUCAAGCUGCUGAAGAUGCAGACCAAGUACUUGGGACGACAGUGGCGCAAAUCCAAUAUGAAGACGCUGAGUGCCAUCUACUCCAAGGUGCGGCAUCGCCUCAACGAUGACUGGGCCUUUGGCAAUGAUCUCGAGUCGCGUCCCUGGGACUUCCAGGCGGAGGAGUGUACACUGCGCGCCUGCGUCGAUCGCUUCAAUCUGCGACGCUAUCCGGAGGCGACUCAGAAGUGUGGAGCCGGUGGCAACAAUGGCACAGCGGCACAGAAUGCGGAGAAUGCACAGCAAUCCAAUAUGCAUGCCACGGGCAACGGGAGCGCCAACAGCGGAGGGGAUAGAGACACCAAUGGCUAUGCCAACGGUGGCAGCAGCGGAGGAGGAACUGCGGGCAGCGGACAACAGCAGCAACAGCUGCAUGAUUAUGGUGUCGAAGGAGGAUUUCCCAGCGAUGAAAUACUCACGCAUUCGGACUUUGCAUUCUUUGGCCAUUCCGGCUGGUGGGAUCGCAAGGUGGAGCUAACGGAUUACUUUAAGGCCAACUAUGCCGUCUGGCUGGAGGAGGAGGUCUACAACAGUCAAACCGACUGGGAUGCGCUCUAAGCUCUCACUAGAUUCAAGCGUGUGUCGCAUAUUUAAGCAGAAAGUUAUUAACAUAAUCUUAAGCAUAUAGAAAGUUGACAUUGAUAUAAUCGAAUCCCAUGUAAGCUAACGCCGCAGUCAGUUCCACGAUUUGGGGCCCAAUCUGGCAAAUUACUCAUUCAACAUUAAAACAAUUGGCAAUAAAUAAGCAAAAUGCAGAGAGAGCUAAUCAAUAAUCCGAUCGAUCGACAUUUAACUGUAUAUUUUCUAAUCGUAAUCCUAAAUCUAAUCGAACAUACUAUAAUUAUUAUUACUAUAUUUAAUGUAUUUAUUUUUUGAAUUCUCUUGUGUUCGAGGCACACGCACUCAUAAAUAACGUUCCCAUAUUCAUUCUCCUGAAAAAUGAGAAAUUGCAAUAAAAUUCAAA
Molecule: messenger RNA, 3414 nt
Organism: Drosophila innubila
Lineage: Eukaryota; Metazoa; Arthropoda; Insecta; Diptera; Drosophilidae
Gene: Strip
Product: striatin-interacting protein 1 homolog
Exons: 3
Coding region: 297-3008 (903 amino acids)
Biological process (GO): cytoskeleton organization
Cellular component (GO): cytosol
Source: RefSeq, a predicted model, not a curated record